Molecule: messenger RNA, 1323 nt
Organism: Monopterus albus (swamp eel)
Lineage: Eukaryota; Metazoa; Chordata; Actinopteri; Synbranchiformes; Synbranchidae
Gene: krtcap2
Product: keratinocyte associated protein 2
Exons: 5
Coding region: 311-721 (136 amino acids)
Biological process (GO): protein N-linked glycosylation
Source: RefSeq, a predicted model, not a curated record
UAUUCCUGAAAUAUUGCUUAGGUGUAAAGUAAGGGGAUAUAACUUAAGAAUAAUGAAUUGCUCCCAUUACAACAGGUGUAACAGGAACGUUAUAAGGGAUGACUAUAUUAGACACAUAACGUGCUUCGCAUCGCAAAUGACUAUAAACCUAAGAAGAAGAAGAUGAAUGUGACGCAAGUGACUCCGUCCGCUGGUCCCACUUGUCAUUUAGACCGGGUAUCGAGGUUUUUGGUUCCUAGAGCCAGUAGCACCUAGCUGGUUAAACUUUUUAAAUAUCGGUUUCAUUACAAGUACCGUGAUAACACAGAAUAUGGCAGUAAACACAGGCACCUCUCUAGUGCUGUCCAGUCUGCUGUCAGUGCUUGUAUUUGCGGGGAUGCAGAUGUUCUGUAAGCAGCUGGGAUCUACUGAGUGGCUCACCAUCUUGGGAGGUUUCCUAGGGUCAGUGCUCUUCAUCUGUUCUCUCACUGCAUUUAAUAAUCUGGAAAACCUGAUCUUUGGGAAGGGAUUCCAAGCCAAGAUAUUCCCUGAAAUUCUGGUGUGUCUCUGCUUGUCACUGUUUGCCUCUGGUCUGGUACACCGUGUCUGUGUCACCACAUGCCUCAUAUUCUCCCUUUUCGCCUUGUACUACAUCAACAAAGUAUCUGCCGCCCUCUACCAAGCGGCCGUUCCUGCGGUAACACCAGCCAAGGCUGCCAGCAAAGGCAAGAGGAAGAACUGAUGGAUCUUCUGGAUUGCACUUGAAUCAGUGUAACCCAGGUGGGGUAGCCAGUGCAACAUGGCAGUUGCAUAUUUUGUUAAAAAAAAAAACAUGGUGUAUUUCUGCAAGCUUUUUAAAAAUUUGGUUGGGAAUAUUAUUUGGACAGUUCAGUGACAACCAGCUUGCAUACAUAAGUUUUGUUUUCUGAACUUGGAUUGGAACCACGGGGGAAACUGGUUUAUAUAAAGCCAUAAAAAUAGCUAAACAGCUAUGGACAUUCCAACUGUCCUUCAGCAUUUUUUUUUUAAACUGGUUGCACAGAGAUUCAUACAUCCCAUUGUGUUAUUUCUAGAUUCACGAGCACAUCAAGUUGCUUUUUGUUUAAAUUUUGUAAUUAAACUCUGUAAAAAAGACUUGUGUCAAAAUAUUUGCAAAUGACUGUCUGUCUGGGUGUGGUGCUAUUUCGAAAUUGCGAGCUAAUAGACAACAGAGAGAAACAGGACCUCUCCCCCACAGAGCUGCUUUAUAGUCACCAGAAAUUAACUGGGUGUUUUCCACAGAUGUAUUUAUGGGAUAAGUAGAUACAGAGCAAAUAUAUGUAUAUAAAGUUUAAUUGUAAUCCA